This is a messenger RNA of Truncatella angustata, 384 nucleotides long. Its product is annotated as thioredoxin-like protein. The record is from RefSeq and is a predicted model, not a curated record. The transcript has a single exon. Lineage: Eukaryota; Fungi; Ascomycota; Sordariomycetes; Amphisphaeriales; Sporocadaceae. The coding region runs from base 1 to 384 and encodes 127 amino acids.
AUGGCGGACAAAGUGCAGCACCCCUCAUCUCUUCCAGAGCUGCAAGCUCUCUUCUCAAACACGACCUACGUAGCUGUCGACUUCUUCGCCGAUUGGUGCCCACCUUGCAAGCAAAUUGCGCCCAUCUGGACCAAGCUGGCAGAGCAGCACAGCGUGCCUGGCCAGCUGGCUUUUGCCAAGGUGAACGUUGACCACGCGCAGGACAUCGCACGGGCCUAUCAGAUCACCGCGAUGCCCACGUUCAUGUUUUUCAAAGAGGGCAAGCAGGUCGCAGUUCAUGGCCAGGCAAAGGUUCAGGGCGCCGACCCAAGAACACUGAUGGCCGCAGCAGAGAAGUUGGGUGGGCUGGCCAAGAAGCGUGCUGCGGAGGCUGGCAAGGCAUAG